AUGCACCUUCGAUCCCUGGUGCUCAGCGGCCUCGUGGCUGCGGUGGCUGCCAAAUCAGCUGUCUUGGACCUGAUCCCGAGCAACUUUGACGAGGUGGUGCACAAGAGCGGCAAGGCGACGCUGGUCGAGUUCUUUGCGCCGUGGUGCGGGCACUGCAAGAACCUGGCCCCUGUGUACGAGGAGUUGGCCUUCGCUUUCGAACAUGCCUCGGACAAGGUGCAGAUCGCCAAGGUGGAUGCGGACGCGGAGAAGUCGCUAGGCAAGCGGUAUGGUGUACAAGGUUUUCCCACCCUCAAGUGGUUCGACGGCAAGAGCGAUAAGCCUGAGGAGUACCAGGGCGGCCGGGACCUCGAGAGCCUGUCUAACUUUAUCGCGGAGAAGACGGGCGUGAAGCUAAGGAAGAAGUGGACGCCUCCUUCCGCGGUGGAGAUGCUCAACGACCAGACACUUAACAAGGCCGUGGGCAAGGAUAAACACGUUCUCGUCGCCUUCACUGCUCCUUGGUGUGGCCGUAUGUUUUACUCCCCAUCCCUACCUUUGCUCUUUCCGUUCGCACAAGUUUCACUAACUCUCGAUCCUCUCGUUCCAGACUGCAAGACUCUCGCUCCCACAUGGGAAGCCCUCGCUAUCUCCUUCGCUCCCGAAUCGGACGUACUCAUCGCUAAGGUAGACUGCGACUCGGAGGGCUCCAAGGCUGCCUGCGCGCAGGAGGGUGUCACCGGCUUCCCUACCAUCAAGUUCUUCCCCAAGGGUUCGACCGAGUCGGCCAUCUACAAUGGAGGCCGCGCAGAGAAGGACCUCGCCAAGUACAUCAACAAGAAGGCGGGUACGCACCGCGUAGAGGGUGGUGGUCUUGAUGACGCCGCUGGAACCGUUGAGGCCCUCGACGUCAUCGCCGCCCGCUUCGUCUCUGAGGGCGCGGCUAAGCUUGCCGACCUUGUGGCCGAGGCUAAGAAGCAGGCAGGUAGCCUCGCCGAGGAGGCCCAGGCAAAGUCGGCUGCCUACUACCUCCGCGUGCUCGAGAAGCUCGGCAAGAGCGCCGAGUACGUCGAGAAGGAGUCGGCCCGUCUUGCCGGUAUGCUGAAGAAGGGAGGCCUCGCUGACACUAAGCGCGACGAGCUGCAGACCAAGCUCAACAUUCUUGGACGCUUCAAGAAGGGCGAGAAGGAGGCUGAGGCAGCCGACCCUAACGUCAAGGAUGAGUUGUAA
This is a messenger RNA of Parascedosporium putredinis, 1209 nucleotides long. NCBI's taxonomy places the organism in Eukaryota, Fungi, Ascomycota, Sordariomycetes, Microascales, Microascaceae. The record is from the annotation of a GenBank genome assembly.